CUCGAUCCCAACCUUGGCCCCCCUGCAGACUAUCUCUGCUGUCCAUUGAGAGUAAAAGCUGGGCCAUCCCCCCAGCGCCCGCCUGUGCCGUGGAGCUCCCCCUUGCUGCGUGCAUCGUGAUCUCGUGGAUGCAGAGUCUUGCAGAGAGAACGCAGGGUCACCUUCUGUUGUACUGCAAGGGGAAAAUACGGUCCGAUUCGCAGCAGACACUACGGGGCAGGAACAGAAGCAGCAUCUCUGGUGAUCUCCUGCAGGGGACCGGCAGCUCUCUUUAAAGUUUAUGGAAACCUGACCUCCCAUUGGCGGAGAAGUGCAUGAGGAACCCAGCUCUCCUGCUGAGGACAGGUUUAGUCAUUAGAGAACUUUGCCACAUCCAGGAAAAUGUCUGGCUCCUACGAUGAAUCUGCAGGCGCUGACGACACCAUGGACAGCUUCUGGGAGGUGGGGAACUACAAACGUGCUGUCAAAAGAUUUGAUGAUGGCCAUCGGCUCUGCAAUGAUCUUAUGGGUUGCCUGCAAGAACGUGCCAAGAUAGAAAAAGCUUAUGGUGAUCAGCUAACUGCCUGGUCCAAGCGAUGGAGACAAUUAAUUGAAAAAGGUCCACAGUACGGCUCUGUGGAGAGAGCCUGGCUUGCGGUUAUGACAGAGGCAGAGAAAGUGAGUGAACUGCACCAAGACGUGAAAAACAACCUGCUGAAUGAAGAUGUUGAGAAAGUGAAGAACUGGCAGAAGGAGGCAUAUCAUAAGCAAAUGAUUGGAGGCUUCAAGGAGGCCAAGGAGGCAGAGGAAGGCUUUAAAAAGGCUCAGAAACCAUGGGCCAAAAAGCUCAAAGAGAUGGAGGCAGCUAAGAAAACGUACCAUAUGGCCUGCAAGGAGGAGAGGAUGGCUGCAGCCCGAGAGGCCAAUGGCAAGACGGAGGCUUCUGUCACACCAGACCAGCAGAAGAAACUUCAUGAGAAAGUGGAUAAAUGCAAACAGGACAUGCAAAAAGCUAAGGAGAAGUAUGAGAAGUCUUUGGAGGAGCUUAGCAAAUGUACUCCUCAGUACAUGGAGUGCAUGGAGCAGGUGUUUGACCAGUGCCAGCAGCAUGAAGUCAAGAGACUAACUUUCCUCAAGGAGGCCUUGUUGGACAUAAAACGCCAUCUUAACCUCACUGAGAACCAAAGCUAUGUCACAAUAUACAGAGAACUGGAGCGUACGAUUCAGGCCAUAAGCACACAAGAAGACCUGAGGUGGUUCAGCAAUAAUCAUGGCCCAGGGAUGCCCAUGAACUGGCCAGCAUUUGAGGAGUACAACCCAGACCAAGCAGCUGCUCCUCCAAAGAAGAAGAAACCAGAUGGAGCCCCACCCACUCCAAGCACUGACCAUGUGGCUCCCCCUGGUGACCGGAGCAGCGUGAGCAGCUAUGACAAGAACCAAGCUUAUUCGGCCGAGUGGUCCGACGACGAGCAGCCCACUGCAUACUCCGGCAACGAAAACGGUGGAAACAGAAAUUCGUUUGAAGACGAUUCCAGCACUGGGAAAGGCGUCCGUGUUCGCGCCCUUUAUGACUAUGAUGGCCAGGAGCAGGAUGAGCUCACCUUCAAAGCAGGUGACGAAUUCACCAAGACAGAGGAUGAAGAUGAGCAAGGCUGGUGUAGAGGUCGUUUGGACAGUGGCCAGGAGGGAUUGUACCCGGCCAAUUACGUGGAGCCAAUCUAGUCACAUGAGCGGACAGAGACAUGCCGCUGGAGGCAGCUUGAACUGUCCCGUCCAACUGCACCGCACAUAGCCAGAGACUUAAGAGCAACACAUCCUUUGCCCAACAGAUGCGCCAAGCUGUCUUGCCUAACUAAAACUUAGUAACCUAAAAAGACACUAUAUCAGUAUAGUAUAUUUUAUCCAGCAUUUGAGGCGGGCGAAGUUACACAUUCAAAAAACAGCAGUUGUGCUAUUGUAGACACACUCAACAAAAACAUGAAGACAGUGCAGGAACACAUUGCUUCUCUGUGUGGCUGUGUUUAAUAUACAAUGCAGCUUAUUAUUAACUCACAGUGUACUGCAGUGUGUUUUCCUGAAGGGAAGAUAUUAUAAUGUUUUACUCAUUUAACAAAGAUGAGCUUCUCUAACCUGCAUUGUGUAUAUACGGUGUGAUGCCAUUUUGUGUAGCAUUUUUAAUGCUGUGUAUGUCAUUCUUACAACAGGAAUGCUGUGUAGUGUUAACAGUACCACAAACAGUAUCCUUUUUGUUUCCUUUUUCUUUUGAAUCCUGUCCAGCCUCCGUUCCAGUGUGUGCAGUGCUAUGUGUUUCAAACUGUUUCUGAACAUUGCAUAGCAGCAUGUGCUAUGCAAAGAGUUACAUUCCCCAAGUCCCUGCAGCCUCGCUACGGCUACAUUCUGAUGCAACACUUCAACUACAAGUGCAGCAUUACAUGCUUCUGGACAUGCAUGUGCUCCCGGGUUCACAAGAGAAGGCUUCUCGAUGAACUGACCUCACAUUUGCUUUGUUUUCGACCUUUUCGUUUUUGUCACGUAAAUCCUUUGACCGCACCAUCCUCAUGCAAAUCCAUGGAAAGGAUUUACAGUUCUUGCAGAAGCUUCCAUCCGUGCUUCAGCAAAUCAGGGUUCACUUUAAUCAAACUGUGCUAACGAGACAUACAAGCAUUACUUCAGAGCAAAGUUGGAUCUACUCAUCUUGAGCUUGAGACCGCAUUAUAGGAAGGAUGUCUUGAACAAUACAUGUGCCUGGGACUCUUUUCCAGAGCAAGGGCGUGUGAAUGCAUGUCAGUGGAUAACUGUGCAACAGUGGUUUGUCUAAAGAUUGACCCCUUUCCAACAGGACAUGAAUGUACUUGUGAUGGGGCUUUAAAGAGGGCAAGAUGUCAAAAUAUUUUACUGGCAUAAAGCAGAAGUUUUGUGGCCCUUCCCCAACUGAGCCAAAGAAUGAUCCAUCACUUACCACUCCAUAAUCUAAUUACACAUCUCAUAAAAUGGAUUCACUAAAUUAGUUUUUGCUUCCAUGCCCAACCGGAUUCCCUUUUGUCUGCAAAAUCUGCUCGGUAAGCCAGUAACAUGUCAUGCAAGCUAACCGCUGACUCAGUGGAGCACAUGGUUGCUUUUAAUCUUUAUUUUACUGUUGAGGAAUUACAGGGCCUAGUUAAAGUAUUCGUAUCACUUGAACUUUUAUUCAUGAUUUGACCAGAUGCUUCCACAUAUUUUGUGAAGUAAAACCAACAUCAAAGAGUUCAGAAGAAGAAAAAGAAGGCAAUUUGGGAAAAGAAAGAAGGACAAAUAAGAAUUGAGGUACGCAUGUGCAUGUUGUGCAAACAUUCUAUUCUCCCCCCAGAGACAGUUUAAAGCAUCAAAUUUGCCUGGAAUUACAGGUACAUGUUUUUGGGAGCAUUUCUUCUCCAGCUUUGCACAUGUUGUGGCAUUUGCAAAUUUUUUUUGCCUAUUCCUCUUUGCAAAGUAGCAAGAAAUAAUGAUAUUUAAACUUUGCCAUAGAUUCUCAAUUGAAUUUAGGUCUGAAAUCUGAUUAUGCCAUUCUAACAUUUCAAUACACAUAUAUGCAGCUGUAAAUAUAGUGCUAUACUACUGGAAGGUGAACUACCACCCUACUUUCAAGUCUUCUGCAGCCUUUGAAGGGCUUUCUGCCCAGUUUUCUCUUGUAUUUAUUUCAGAUCACUCCUUCUUCUUUGCUCUUGCUGAAGAAAAUCAGGAGCAGAAUAGAUGUGGAGUGUUCUGAAGAUCAAUUCUGGUCUCAUCUGACCAAAGCAGAGGACUAAAUACUGAUGCGUUACAUUGUUUGUGGUUGAACAUGUUCAAGGGGUAUGAAUACUUAUGCAAGGAACAGCAUUUUGUCGUAUUUUUUUAUAAUUACUUUUAUUACUAUGAUUACAUUUAUCAAAUGCUGAUUAGUAGCUUGUGUACUUCCAGGUUGCACCUACAACUCAGUUUAGAUGAAGUGUUUUUGAGACAUAGUGAUAAAAAAUUACACAUUACCAGCAGUGACUGGAUGUGUUCAGCUCUGGAUUUGGGAAGGUCUCACACACAAGGACAAAACACAUCACCAGCUCACAAGGUGCGUCUUAGAGUGCAAGCGUGUCCAGCAGGAUAAAAAUGACCCCUGUUGUUAAACUCUCCCACUUUCUCAGUGCUUACAUGCAAUACACAAACGUGCAGCGACACAGGUGUUAGUUAGACUGACAAUAUACACAUUAUCUGCAAGUUCAAACUCCUUAUCUAUAAUUCCAGGUGAAUACUUUGGGGUAAAACAUCCGUAUCAUCCAGUGUGUAUGAGUCGUGUAAAUGUUAUACAAAGUGGUAACAAAACAAGCAAAAAAAAAAAAUGCAAAAAAAAUAAAAUAAAUAAAAAAAUGCAAGUGAUUGACUAUUAAGACAAAAUGUAGUUAUACAUGUAAAUGUGUUUCAUUAAAUGACAGCAAAGGAAAACGUGUUAAGUAAUAGGUACCAUAUCGUAUGAAUUUUAUUGCAAUGAAACUGUCAGUGUAUCAUAAAAGCGUGAUGUUAUCCCACGCUGUCAGAUUUGUACAUGAUGAUGUAAUUUAAAGAUUAUAUUCUAUUGUAACUGUACAACUGUGUUGAGUUGAAAAUGAGACCUAACUAUGUUGAGACAGUAAAAAAGGUGUACAUGUAAAUGCUUUUUUUUCAUGUUGAUCUUUUUCCCUUAUGCACAAAGGGGGCUGCAGCUCACAAUGUGAAAAACCCCAUAUUAGCAGUCUAGAAGAUGUAUGUUCAUAGUUAGUGAUGUACUUUUAUCUCCUAACUGGUGUAGUGCCUGUUCAUCUUGAUGUAACAAGAAGUUCAUUUAAAUAUGCAUAAAAGUGAUUAUGAUCACAAAUAAUAAUGACUAUAGUGAUAAAAACAAGAAAAAAAAAUCCAAUCAAAUUUGCUGUGAUGGUGUCAAUAUUGAGAUAUUGAUUUGGAAGGGAAAGAAGUUUGUUGAAAAAAAAAAGCCUGUUCCGUC
This is a messenger RNA of Poeciliopsis prolifica (blackstripe livebearer), 4966 nucleotides long. Its product is annotated as protein kinase C and casein kinase substrate in neurons protein 1-like. The transcript has 11 exons. NCBI's taxonomy places the organism in Eukaryota, Metazoa, Chordata, Actinopteri, Cyprinodontiformes, Poeciliidae. Gene Ontology annotation, cellular component: plasma membrane; cytoplasm; endosome. Bases 382 to 1701 code for a protein of 439 amino acids. Gene Ontology annotation, molecular function: protein binding; phospholipid binding. The record is from RefSeq and is a predicted model, not a curated record. Gene Ontology annotation, biological process: neuron projection morphogenesis; regulation of endocytosis; plasma membrane tubulation.